CAAUCUUCCGCGAAUUUCAGUUAAAGCGGUUAUAAUUUCAAUAUGUCGGUUCAAGAAACUCAGGUUGAGUACGAUAUAAGUGUUCACUUUGUCGUUCCAAAAACUUGCAAGUCCGAAAAUGAUUGCGGGGAAACAAUGUGGCAAGCGUUUAACAAAUGCAGUGAACUUGGGUUACAAACAGAAUGGGUUACUGAAGAGUUUUGCAAUAAGAUAAAUGCAUCUAAAAGUGAUGUAUUUAUCAUAGAAGAAUUCAAGGGUGAUUUGUUUGAAAAGUUGAAAAAUUUCAAAUGCUCCAGAAUAGUAUCAUCAAAGUGCUUGCUUAUUUGCCUUAUAAAUGGAGAAUCGAUUCCAGAAGGAACAAGUCCAAUAUAUACAACAGCUAUGAGAGGAAUGUAUGUUUGUGCAUCAGGUUUAAGUUCUGAAAGCAAGCAUCAGCUACAACAACAGAUUGAAUAUAUGGGAGGUUUUUUUACAAAACAUUUAAGACAUUCUGUCACACAUUUAGUAGCAGAUUCUGUGAUGUCUGCAAAGUAUGAGGCUGCUAUAAAAAUGAAUAUAUCAAUUAUGACAAAGAAAUGGGUAGAAGCUGUCUGGGAAGCAAACUUGAAGCAAGUAAUUAAGGCAAAUGAUAAAAUUUUUGAUGAAUACAAAUGCCCAGUUUUUAUGAAUCUGAUAGUUACGUCAACAAAUCUUCCCAAGCGUCAGAAAGAAGAAAUUAAACGUCUCAUACAUGACCAUGGAGGAACAUUUAUGGGUCCUCUCGAUGGAUCAAAGGUUCGAGUGGUUGUAACUUCCGAAAAUGGCCCUUUAAGCGAUAAGUUGAAGUAUGCAAUGAAUAAUGACAUUGCCUGUUUAAAACCAGAUUGGGUAUACGAAAGUAUUAAAAUAGGUUACGCUUUACCUUUCCGUGAUUUUAUUAUCAAAUCUAACAAAGCAUGUUCAACGCCGGAGAAGCUAAAUAGUCGAGAAACGCUUAAUUUUUCCGAAAUCAGCAUUAUACCACAUGAUAAAGCUUCGAAUAAUUACAUAAACGAAAGUUUCAGUACGACACCAAACUCCUCUAUUAUCUCUGUGACCGGAGUAAUUAACAAUUCCUCUGACACGGCUGCGUUACAUGUUUUGGAUCGACUUAAUCUCAGCGAAGUGAAAUCCGCUGGACCAUUUCUGGACGGAUGUAAUAUUUACCUCGCAGGAUUCGCGGCAAACGUUCGAGACAAAUUGAACAGAAUACUAAACGUCGGUGGUGCGACGCGUCUCGAUGAAAUAUCGGAUGCUGUCACGCACGUGAUCGUCGGCGACGAGAAUAAAGCAUCCGCGGAGCUAAAAGUGAUGAAAUCGAGAGGUUUAUGUCCUUACAUAUUGAGCAUAAACUGGCUGGAGGAGAGCAUCAAAUUUAAACGGCCGGCUUCAGAAGAACUUUUUCUAUUUGAAACAAAAGGAGCAGUACUUAAAAAGAAUACUGAAACACUCGCUUCUCCGCUCAGUAAAAAGAAUUUACAAAUGUUGCAACAACCGAGGAGACCUCCUGUUCCACUUUUCAAUUUGGAUGAAGAACUCGCAUCCAAGAAUGAAGAACAGCAGCCUAAUCUUGUGCAGCAAUAUCUGCAGGAAACUAGUGAACGUAAAAGCACAAUGCAUAAUCUUGCGAAGACGCCCGUUUUGGAGGAUAAUUUGAGCCGAAGUAAUUUGAAUAACACGAAAGAUGUACGUAUUAGCCAGAUUCGUUUAUCAAAUAUCAUGCAGAAUAAGAACAUGGAAAACGACAGUGAUGUGCCUCUCAGCCAAAGCUGCAAGAUAAACGAGGAUUUACUUAAAGGGUUGACGUUUGCUGUGAUCGGCUUUAACAAUGACGACAAUCACGUGGAGGAGACGAUCGUGAUGUGUGGUGGACGCGUGGUUUCUAAAAAAUAUAGUGGUAUUCCAGAUUACGGCGUUGUGCCUGUGCUCGGAGCGCCUUUGAAGCACACAGUCAACGAAAUCGUAACCGAUUUGUUUAUCGAAGAUUGCAUAAAUCAGGAUCAAAUUGUCGAUAUUAUGUAUUACCACAGGCCAUUAUCUAUCAGAAAACCAUGUAAUCCUCUAUCAGGAUGUGUCAUUACGAUGAGUAUGUAUACAGGGACUGAGCGAGUAUAUCUCUUAACAUUGGCCACGAAACUUGGUGCUAUAUGUCAAGAUAUGUUUGCACGGAUCGCUAAUGUGGAGAAGCAUACACGCGGCAAUACGCAUCUAGUCUGCCCGACGCCAGAAGGAAAUAAAUACAAUGCAUCGGUAAGAUGGAAAUUGCCGGCUGUCACUGCCGACUGGUUAAAAAGCUGUGCGGAGCAAUUAACGCUUGUAGAUGAAACUGAAUUUCUUGUCGGGGAAACAAUAGCGCCUGAUAGAUCAAAUUCUAUCAAUGGGACAAGUUUUCUUAACAAAGAUGAAGAAAAUAGAACGAGCUUAGCGGAGAAAGCCACAACAAGAAUUCUGCUUACACCGAAACGUCACUUAUCUCAAGUCAAAAACCAAGACACUCUGUCUCCCGAAACCCCAUUGAUAAACAAGAGACUCAAUCUCAUGACGAGUCAGGGAUCACAGUCGCCGUUUCAUAUUUCUACACCUGAGACUCCAUAUGGACAAGUCUUUGAACCCAAUCCUUCACCGAACACGCGAAAGCAGUGGAUCAAAUUUGCGGAUAAUUUUCCAGAUUUACGAGUAUCGGAACCGCCACUUAAACGACGUUUACCCAGCACUCCGCUUUCAGAAUUGAAAAAUCAACUUUGGGGAAAACUGUUGGAUGCAGCUCAAUUAGAAUCGGAAAACGCAAGCGAAAGAGCUGAAAAAGUUGAAAGAGUCGAAAGAGUUGAAACAGCUGAAGUUGCGGAAAGAGAUGAUGAAGUCAACAAUCAAUCCAACAAAGAUCCAUCAACGCCUACGUCCAGAAGUCAAAAGCUCGAAUUUGGCGAAAACAAUAGCCCAAUAUCAACUAAACCGAAUAACGAGAUAAACAUGCAAAUAGCGCAAUUGGAUCAAAUGCUUCAACGGACAUCGAGUACUCCUGAAAACAGGUACUCUCUAUCCGGAGAAAAUGCAAAGAAGUACAAUGUUGAAGCUUCUGAUCACAUACAGAAAUGCAUAAUAAAGGAUUCGCAACCUAUCGACGCUAUCGUGUGGGAAGAUCCGGAUCAUCCAAAACAGCUAACGAUACAAAUAAACAAGAAUGAUCACAGCAGUAUGGAUGUCGAAGAAUGUAUCGAAGCCGUUACGGAAUACGAAGAUGAACCACAGAUAACGCGAAAGUUUAUGCUGUCGGGUAUAAAGGAUAGGAACAUCUAUGAACAAGUGAUAAAACAGCUGGGCGGAGAUGUAUCGACGUGCACGAAUUUCGAUAAUAGUGCUACACAUCUUUUAUGCAUCAGACCAUCUAGAAACGAGAAAAUGCUUAGUAGUAUAGCUGCUGGAAAAUGGGUCCUACAUUGCUCAUAUUUGCGGGAUUCCGAUCGAGCAGGCAAAUUCCUCAAUGAAGAGGAAUAUGAGUGGGGAAACCCACAGAGUAAAGAUGUGAUUCCGAAACCGAGCGGCGAGAUCGAACAGGCGAUCGCGGCUGCAGCUUACAAGUGGCGAGUGAAGUUACAUCAGGAACCAGACGGUCCAUUUUUCGGUAUGGUGGCUUUAUUAAUGACUUCCGAGGAGAAAUAUGAUCAGUUUAAGAGACUAAUCGAAGCCGGCGGUGGUUUAGUUACGCAAGCAAGGCCACCUUACGACACUAGUCCUUCCGGACAUAGGAUCACACACUGCUUCGUCAAUGUGAAACAGAUGAACCAGCCCAUAGACUGGGCUAUGCUGGCCAGUAAAGGUAUCCUCUGUUUCUUGCCGCAGUACCUUAGCGAUUACCUGACGACAGUAACCCCGCUCAAUCCGCGGGAUUGCGUGGUGCCAGAAUUUAAGAAAUAUCUCACGCUACUUCCAAAGUAGUCGUAUAAUGGUGUACAUGUAUAUAUUACAAGUCAUGAAGUGAACGAAAUGUGUAUAAUAAAACCAAUUAUUUUUCA
Molecule: messenger RNA, 4031 nt
Organism: Linepithema humile (Argentine ant)
Lineage: Eukaryota; Metazoa; Arthropoda; Insecta; Hymenoptera; Formicidae
Gene: mus101
Product: mutagen-sensitive 101
Biological process (GO): mitotic G2 DNA damage checkpoint signaling; DNA replication initiation; mitotic DNA replication checkpoint signaling
Source: RefSeq, a predicted model, not a curated record